GUGCCCGCGCAGUGAGCCGCUGGACGGCCACUCGGGUGCAGCGCACCGCUGGGGCUGCCGGCAGUGCCGCCUGGUGGCCGCAGGUGCAACUACCGACGGCUGGCCGGAGGACGGAGGACGGAGCUCCCUGCUCCCGGACCCCCAGCUAAAUGCUCCGCUGACGGAGCAGCAGAGAAGGAAUCAGCGGAAGUCUGGAGACUCGUCCGAGAGCUCCGAACUGGUUUGCAGGAAUGAGAACAGAGACCGUCUGACGAUAAAGCGAAACUCCCGCGGGCCGGGAAAGAAAUAACGCAGCACCAACUUGAGGAAACGAAGCAAUACUGAGUGGAGAAAACGCAUAAACCGUCACAGCAAGAGAGCGAUCUCUCCCUGCGACGAAGAAAGUCAUUACCAAACGCUCGCAAUUUUCUUCGGAUUGACCCAAGUGUCACCGAGUGUCAGAGCCUCGACAAUCUUGAGGUCCGAGCCAGUCCCUGCACGUCUCUGAGCCCUAGUGUAGCGCCGGCGCCCGCUACUGACCGAGUCUCUGUAUUCGUGUGGAGACAAAUGGCGCGGUGUUGACGGUACCGACCGUUUCUCGCCGAGCUCCCGAUGACGUGUCCGGCCAGUCUACAGUGUCUGGGCCCGGCCGAGUCACCACCACCACCGAGCGCCGCCCCGGAGGCGAUGACCACUCUGCGAGUACUCGUUGGAGAGGAUCCGCCUUUUACGUACCACACUACUGGGCUGGACGGCAACGUUACCAGCGCUGGCUACGCCAUCGACGUGCUCAAGGUUCUGGCCAAGGAGGUGGGCUUCAGGUACCAGCUGGAGUGGCUGCAGGGCACCCAGUUCGGCGUGCAGCUGGAGAACGGCAGCUGGACGGGCAUGAUCCGCCAGCUGCAGGACGGCGGCGCCGACCUGGCGCUCUCCUGGUUCGCGCUCAACCCCUCCCGACUCCAGGUGAUGGACUUCCUCGACGAGGUGCCCAUCCGUACCUACUGGAACGCGCUGUUCGUCCGCCAGACGUCCCGCUUCCAGACGGAGAGCAUGCUGGGCGCGCUGACCAAGCCGCUGGGUGUGGACGUGUGGCUGUCGCUGCUGGCCACCCUGCUGGUGGUGUCGCUGGUGCUGUGGCUGGUGCUGCGGGCCAGCCGCUCCGAGCCGCCAGAGAGCCGGCGCGACUACAGCCCCGGCGCCUGCCUGCUCUCCAUCUACGGCGGCUUCAUGAUGCAGGGCUACGUGCGCACGCCGGCGUCGGCGGCCGGCCGCAUCGUGGUCAUCAGCCACUGGGCCAUGUGUAUCAUCGUGUACGCCACCUACACUGCUCAGCUGGCCUCGUUCCUCACCGCUACCAACGUCUCGCCGCUCCUCAGCUCGGUCGACCAGGUAGCUACGCAGACACAGUACCCGCUGGUAGUGGACAAAACAUCGGCCUCGGUGGAAGCGAUGCGCCUCAGUUCAGACGCCGCGUACCGCGCCCUGUACCGGCGAAUCAUCCACAACGACAACGUGCUCGACAUGUCGCUGAUGGCCAGUCAGGGCCGUGACGUCGUGCCUGACGACGCCGUGCUCUAUCUCGACUACGACCGGCUGGUGUACUACCUGCGCGAGCGCUCCUGUCUGUACCAGCCCGUGGUGGAGGUCAACUACAAGCACAACCCGGCGUACGUGGGCGCGCGGCGCGGUCUGCCGCAGAAGCCGGCGCUGAACCGCGCCCUGCGCAAGAUGACCGAGUCGGGCCUGCUGCAGCGGCUCUGGAAGCGCCACUUUGUCAGCAGCUUUGUCUGCGAGCAGGCGGCAGCGGCGCCGUCGCUGGGCGCAGACCAGCUGCAGGCCAUCCUGCUGGUGGUGCCGUUCGGCACGGCCGCCGCGCUGCUCUGGGUGCUGGCCGAGUGCGGCUGGCGCCGGUGUCAGCCCAGACAGAUCCCCUGGCCCCCGUCGCCGCCGUCCGAGGACCUGGGCUGGCACCAGUACAUCGACCCGUCGGCCCGGGCCGUCAUCGGCCGGCGCCGCAACGCCUGGCACAGGGCCAACGGCAAGUUCGACUGACGCGGGCGGGAGGACAAGCGACGCGGCUAGCACAGGCGCUGAGAGAGAACAGGGAGAACGGCCUGGCGAAAAAUAUCUGACAGCCGCAGCAGAAGCUAGACGAGCGUCUUCAGUACGCUGGCAACCUUCUGUGUUGGAGCGAACAGCACAAAUGUACCUUCUGUAGAAAUGUACCGUGUCACCUAGAUCAUUAUCAUAUAUCAGAUAAAAAGGAUAGUGCCUAGACCUUAGAUGGUACUUACAAGCAGGCUGUGUGCAGAUAACGAAAGUGUGAAGUACGAAAGGGAGACACGAUAUUUUUGGCCAGUUAUUUUACCUUCUCGAGUCUCGACAUUGAAGAGCUAUAUGGCAGACAGGUGUAGCUAUUUUAGGGGGAAGGGGUGGCUAUUCUCACUAGUCACUAGCCUUCCCUAAGACGGUUCAGAUCGGUAUCACUGGGAUCACAAGUUCACCCUGUAGAUAAGUAAUUUAGCGGGAGCGAGUUCCAGCACUGGUGGCCUCUGUACGCCGCAAACCAUCCGGUUUCGUGAACCAAUCCCAUAAGGUCGUAACAUGUACGGACGAUUUCGUAGAUCGUGUACCACAUCAUCUGCAGCUAUCGAACAAGAUUGGCAUUGUCUCCAGAAACGCCGAACGGGGCACUUUGAGAUCGAUCAAUGCUUCGCGAGGUCCGAUCACCGAUAGCCUAAACCGUCUUUAACGUUUGAUGUCUAGCUAGGAAAUGGUAUGUUGUCAUUGAUAUUAGACUAAGUCUCGUUCUAAGAAGCGGCAAUCAUUCAGUCCAUGCAGUCCGUCCGUAUCACCGAUCGAUAAUACACGUUCUCACGAGCUGGAUGUUCAGUAAAUCGGUGAUCACAUCGCUGCCAAUGGUCGAGUCU
This is a messenger RNA of Amphibalanus amphitrite, 2909 nucleotides long. RefSeq names its product glutamate receptor ionotropic, kainate 2-like. The coding region runs from base 592 to 2031 and encodes 479 amino acids. The record is from RefSeq and is a predicted model, not a curated record. Lineage: Eukaryota; Metazoa; Arthropoda; Thecostraca; Balanomorpha; Balanidae. Gene Ontology annotation, molecular function: glutamate-gated receptor activity. The transcript is spliced from 4 exons. Gene Ontology annotation, cellular component: membrane.